AUGAGCCAGCAGCAGCAGCAGAUGCAGCAGAUGCAGCAGAUGAGCGGCAUGGCGGGCGGACCAGUCGGCGGCGGAGGAGGAGCUCAACAACAGCAACAGAUGAUGAAUGCGGGCACGCCGUCGAGUGGCGAUGGUAAUGCCAUCAGCGCCAUCAAGCGGCUGAACACCGCCAUCUACGACCACCUACUGCGACAAGGCAUGUACGAUGUCGCGCGCGCCUUCCUCCACACCAAGGUCGACAUGGAACUCGACAACAAGAAGUCGCCAAGCCAACGUGGUCAGGCGAAUGGGGUGGGCGACGAUGGCAUGGACGUCGACAGUGCUUACAAAGACCGACCAGAUGACCUGCCUGCCCCCGCGGCACUUGGCGAAGGACCUUUCUUGCAAGACUGGUGGUGUCAGUUCUGGGAGAUCUACUGGGGCUAUCGUGGCAGGGGCAAGGAGCAGACGCAAAACUUUAUUGGCCACCAAAGACAGCUGCAAAAGGCUCGGAACAACAUGAUGGCCACUGGCGGUAUGGACGCGGCCAGUAUGCAGCGCAUGCAGCUCAACGGCAAUAUGAUGAUGCAGGGCGGCAUGAACGCCAUGGGCAUGCAGGCCGACCUAAAGCGCACCGCCAUGCAGAACCGGUCCAACACAAACAUGACCCCGCAGCAGCUCCAGCAUAUGCAGAACCAGAUAAAAAUGGCCGGCAGCAAUCAAAUGGAGCGGUCGGGUUCGCAGAUGGAUAUGAACGGUCCUCGUUCCAACUCUCCUGCCUCUGGCGAUCAACCUUCACCUAAACGCCAACGCACCGACGCCAACGGCAACAUGACUAUCAACCGUCCUGGUCCGCCAGGCUCAAACAACGUGGGUUUCCCUUCCAGCACACCCCAGCCCAGCACACCAAAUGCAAACAUGCCCACCCCCGACCCCAACAGCUACGCCCACGUCCAUGGCUUGCUGAAGGCCAGAGGCAUCGAUCCGAACGACGUGUCGCAAGAUCGCAUCUUCCAAGUUGCUCUGCAGCCUGCUGACCAUCGUGUGAAGAGCGUCGAUGCCUACUCAGCCAGUAUCCAACAAACCAUGAAGUCCAGUCUUAACAAGAUGUCUCAGCAGGGCGUACCACCGAACAUGGCCGGCUCGCCAAUGAAUCCUGGUAUGGACACCAACAACAAUGAGUUCUUCCAGGCUGCCAAUGGCCGAGGACCGGGCAGCAUGCCGCCGAAUAUGAUGCCGGGUGGCCCCAAUGCUGCUGCUGCCGCUGGCCAGAACGCCAAUGGUAGCGGUAACCACGCUUUGCAAGACUAUCAGAUGCAGCUCAUGCUGCUUGAGCAACAGAACAAGAAACGGCUGCUCAUGGCUCGACAGGAGCAAGAUAGUAUGGCUAACCCUGGUAUGCCAGGUGGAGGUGGCCAAUUCCCAGGAGGUAUGAGCCCUGGCUCUCAAGCACGAGGCGGUGAUCCUUCGCCAAACGCUGGCGAUGUCCGACACGGCACACCGAAGAUGUCCAAAGGCAUGUCACCAAAUAGCGGCGACAUGGCCGGUCGCGGCUCGCCUCAGCCUGGUAUGAUGCCGGGUAUGGGCAACGAUCAGAUGCGACACAUGAUGGCGCCCAACGGCCAGAUGAUGCGACCGCCGUCGUCACAUCCCAUGGGACCUCAAGGACAACCUCUUGGACCGGAUCAGAUGGCUAUGUUGCAGAAUCCUACUGGUCGGACGAUGAUGCCUACUGGACAGCAAUUUAAUCCGAACAUGAUGCCUGGACAGCCAGGUGGACCGCCUGGUCCUAACAUGACGCCCCGAUCGCAGACUAUGGGUCCGCCACCGGCGCCUCAGAGUGGGACGCAGCCAAGUAGUCCUGCGCAGCCGCCUGCUCCACCAACGCCUAGCCAGGGUAACAAGGCGAAGCAUGGGAACAAGAAGGGUGAUGCUGGGAAAAAGGGCAACGCAAAGAAAGGCGGCCAAACAGGCGCGACUCCGGCAUCAGAAGCUUCAGAACAACCGCCUACGCCUACGCCCGCCACGCCCGCUACACCACAUAAUCCCAACAACGCUUUCGCACACAAUCACAACAAGAAUCUGCAGAACGGUAACCAAGUCGGUCAACAGAAUCGACCCCCCAUGCCACCUCAACAACAAAUGCCACAAGAUCUCAACAACCCCUCUUUCGGCCACCUCGGCGCGACCGGCGGUCCUGGCGGAGGUCCAGACGAUUUCGGCGUGGGACUCAACAUUGGCGACUUUUCGAAUCUGGAGGGCACGGAUGUGCUGGAUACUUUCGACUUUGACACGUUCCUCAAUAAUGAUGGGGAUGUUGGUGGAUUUGGUGGGGUGGGGUUUGCGGAUCUGGCUUUUGGGGAUGGUGGGGGACUUGAGGCGGGGGGUGGGGGGUUGGGGCUUGGAGAUCUGGGCGGGAAUUAG
Recurvomyces mirabilis is the source of this 2403-nucleotide messenger RNA. RefSeq lists its product as uncharacterized. The transcript has 3 exons. Bases 1 to 2403 code for a protein of 800 amino acids. The record is from RefSeq and is a predicted model, not a curated record. NCBI's taxonomy places the organism in Eukaryota, Fungi, Ascomycota, Dothideomycetes, Mycosphaerellales, Teratosphaeriaceae. Gene Ontology annotation, molecular function: protein binding.